Molecule: messenger RNA, 2388 nt
Organism: Lasiosphaeria miniovina
Lineage: Eukaryota; Fungi; Ascomycota; Sordariomycetes; Sordariales; Lasiosphaeriaceae
Exons: 2
Coding region: 1-2388 (795 amino acids)
Cellular component (GO): Ino80 complex
Source: RefSeq, a predicted model, not a curated record
AUGUCUGCAACACCAAGCUCGCCGGCUCAAAUGUCGGACCUGGAGGCGCCCAGCUCACCCGUCCACGCCGAAAAGUCGUUCAUGACGGUCAUGACCGAGGACGAGGACACCAAGAUGGCCACAGCGACGCCGGAGCCAUCAGAAAAGCAUCCCCGCGGCAAGAAGCGCGCCCGCGACGAUGCAAGCGCCCCCAACGGCAGCGUUGUUGGUAAAAUCAGACACCUCAAGAAGGAGGACGGCGAGCCGCUCUGGCGCAAGGACAUCCAGUACGACUUCCUCAAGGCCGUCUUCGACAACGAGCAAAAGGUCUUUACCAACAGCUACGAACCCGACAAGAUCGGCAAACAGUGCUUCGCCGACCUUUACAUUGACACAAUGUCCAGGAGUAGCAAGACCAGCAAAGUCCUUCGAGAUAAGCUGCUUAGUGACCGCGAUGCUGCGAAAGGUAUGGCCAUGGUCUGCCUCUUGGUCAACAUUGGCCGCAUGAACACCACCCUCAAUUUCUUCCCCGAGAUGCGAGCCCAGCUCCGCACCUACCACGCCAUCCCUUCCCUCCAGGCCCGCCAGGACCCUAACGCGUACAAGCAGCUCCAAGAUGCCCCGAGGCUGAAGUCGAUCCUCAAGGGAGGCGCCGAGGACCGCGUCGAGCCCGGCUCGCUCGAGGCCCUGAAGUCGUCCGAUGUGCCUCGCACCAAUCCCGUCAAUCUCCUCUUUGUCAUUUGCCAGGCUGCCGGCAAGGUGGCAGAGCUCCAUUUCCCUCCCGGCCGCGAGUUCCAUGAUCUGAUUAUGAAGACACAAUAUACGAGCUACAGUCGCGCACGCGCUUUUCUCUGGAUCAUGUGGUUCUAUCUAGAGUCUGACUUUACUGAGGAAGGGUGUGAGGAAAACCCCUUUGGCGCAGGUGUUGACUACAACGUAGACGUCGCAAACCAAGGUGUUCCCCGGCUGGAGGAGAUGACGCCAGAAGAAGAGGCUGAAGAGAACAACGACCCGCAAGAGGAGAUAGACUUUGGCUACACCAAGCAAAAGCUGCGUGCUAAGAUUAUCGAGACCGAUCAGCAAUUCAUGGUCGACAGCCAAACGAAGCGAGGCGGCCGCGGUCGCGGGUUCCCGGCCGGCGACGAGGUGGGCCCGACGACGGGGAUUCUCCCGCGCAUCCGACCCUCCAAGCACGAGAGCGAUCUCGAGAGUGUAAGAUCGACUCCGCCGCCGCGGGCGAUGGCUGGCCGUCAGAGUGGCGCCCUCAGCGGUGCCGGCCGGCGUGGUACCAACCCCCUCAAGUAUCAGAUCUUUGAAGCCUCAUCGCCCGGCGGUGGCCAGAUGAUUGAGGGCAUAGUGGCGCGCAAACCACGGCCGCCGACCGCCCACCAGCUCGCCGUCGAGCGUAACCGAUCACAGCGUGUCGAGUACAUCCUCGACCGUGGCAUCCGCAAGAGCCACCACAAGUCCCGCAAGCUACGUCGCGUCGACGGUUCCAUUAUCCGCGCGCUCAACAGGCUCGCCGAGGUACACGAUUCCUUCGAGGACAGCGAGGACGAGGAGUGCAUCAACUACAACAGGCAGGCGCUUGCGGGCGGCGCCGGAGGUGCCAACGCUUCGACAAAUGGUGACGCUAAGAACGGCACCAACGGCAGCACCCAGUUCCCCUUCCGCGAGAAGGGCUACGGCGGCCUGUGCCAGCGGAAGGACGAGACGGACGACUUUGGCGAGGAGUUCAGCGCCUUUUACUCAGCCAUUCGCCGAAGCCACCGCCGCCUGACGCGCUGGGAGAACUACGACGGUACCGAGCCACUGGGCAUCAUCGACCCGGUCAAGCGUCCAAAGCCCCCCGCUAGUGACUCGGCCGCCAACGGCGACGCGCAUCACGGCGGCGGGGAUGACUACGAGGACUUGGACGGCGAGACCUCCAUGAUGAUUGACCCCGCAGAGACCGAGGACGAGACAGAGCUGCUCAUCCCAGCAUCGCGGCGCCGCCAGCGCCGAGCUCACGAUACCAACGGCACCAGCACUAAGAGAACUGGGCGAGGCGGCAGACGCGGCAGGGCUAAUGGCGUGCGCCGCGGCCGAGGUCGCAUCGUGGUCGAGACCAACGGUGACGAUAAUGAAGGCGAUGGCGACACACACAUGGACGAGGCCGACGACCUAGACGAUGUGGAGAAAGACUUGCUCGGCCUGGGCGACGGCGAAGGAGAUGGCGAUGGCGACGAAAACGGCGAUGGAGACAAUGACGUCGACAACGACGACAGGGAUAACGACGGAGAUGGCGACGGAGACGGAGACGGAGAUGGCGAUGGCGACGGAGAUGGCGACGAGGGUGAAGGCGAGGACGAGCUCGAUGACGUGGACAAGACGCUGCUCGGCCUCGGCGACGAUUCCGAUUCGGACUAG